This is a messenger RNA of Cladocopium goreaui, 274 nucleotides long. The record is from the annotation of a GenBank genome assembly. Lineage: Eukaryota; Dinophyceae; Suessiales; Symbiodiniaceae.
GAUCUGGAAACGCGAGAAGCUUCAGCUCAGGAAAACCUGCAGAAUUUGCGUGCUUCUAUGGAGGAGCGUCAAGCAGUCCUUGAGUCCAUGCUUCGUCCAAGAUUGCACGCAUUGGAAGUAGAGGCAGCCAGCGAAUCUCAAGAUGUGGCCCUUGAGAAGGCUGAAGAGGCUGCUCAGAUUCGAGCUCGACUGGAGCGUGAGCACCAGGAGGCCAGGGAUGGUGCUGCUGCCGCAGCUGACGAGUUGCGGAGGGUUUCUGUAGCCUGUGACAAAG